Drosophila subobscura is the source of this 400-nucleotide messenger RNA. RefSeq lists its product as uncharacterized. Lineage: Eukaryota; Metazoa; Arthropoda; Insecta; Diptera; Drosophilidae. The transcript is spliced from 3 exons. The coding region runs from base 38 to 400 and encodes 120 amino acids. The record is from RefSeq and is a predicted model, not a curated record.
UUUAGUCUGGUCUCCGCCUUUGAAACCCAAUUCGAAAAUGAAAUUCAAGUAUCAAAAGAAACACAAACCACUCAAAUCGAUUAAACACGCUCUUCGACACUUGGCACACGCUCUGGGCAAGGCUGUGCUAUAUUUGGGCACUCCUCCCUUGUGUCCGGUCCAUCAGAAUGGCGUUUUAACCCAACUCCACUGCCAGUACCUGGGCUGCUGUCCGUUGUGCAAUCUGUGCGGUUUCUCGGGCGUCGCAGCGAGAUAUUCGAGACAGUUUUGUUUGUGCUACUGUUUUUGUGGUUUAUGCGAAUGUGUCAGUGUAACACAAAUAUACAAAAAAAAAAAACAGAAUCGAAGCAUGUCCGGCGCACAAAACGGUUGCACAAAAUGCCAACCGCAACAUAAUUGA